UGGCAAAGCAAACAUUUUACUUAGCUUUACCAAAAAAUAAUUAUAACCCUUUGCAAAAAAAUUUCUAAGCAUAUACAUUAUAGAAUAUGGAACCUAUAGGUACUUUCCCUGAAGGAGAAUGGGAUUUCUUUCGCAAAAUGUUUGCAAGUGAAGAUCAUGAAUAUUACUCACAACAAUUUCUUGAUCAAAAUUCACUUCUUCUAGGGGAAAAUGAUGGGUUGAACAAUGGAACACAGUCCACAUUUUGCACUGCUGAAAUUGGUGAAAAUGAGCGUAUGUUUUAUUCUUUUGAUCAUGCUCAUAUCCAAAACUCUAACUAUAUUCCUCAAACUCAAGAGAAUAGUUACAAUAGCAAUUCUAGUGCUAGUGAUGAUACAAAUUACUAUUUUAGUUAUCCUAAUCAUGUACUAGAAAAUAAUAUUAAUAAUUGUAUAUCCAAUGAUUUUCGCAUGGAUGAGAAUUUGUUUGCUUCUUCUGUUCCAUCCCUUAAUGAGAUUGUAAUGGAAGAGAAUGUGAGAAUGAAUGAAGAUUCUGCAAGUGAUGAUCAUAUUGUGGAGAAAAAUGGUUACAAUACUCAAAUAAUGGAACCUUUUGAUCUUCACACCAAGCAUGAGAUGCAAAUGAAGCUCAAAAGGAAACUUGAUGUGAUAGAAGUGGAGGUUCCCGUUGAAGAAAAAAUUAACAACAAUCCGAAGAAAAAACCUCGUGUUUCGAAUGAUGGCCAAGGAUGCAUGAAAAAUGCAAGGUCAAAGAAGAACCACAAAGUUAUUGCUAGCCAUGAAGAGGAGAUGACAGAAGAGAUUAAUAGAGGAUCAAAUGGAAAUAGUUCUAGUAGUAACAUUUCUGAGGAUGAUAAUGCUUCUCAAGAAAAUAGUGGAGGAACUACUCUCAACUCAAAUGGGAAGACAAGAGCUAGUAGAGGAUCUGCAACAGAUCCCCAAAGUCUAUAUGCAAGGAAAAGAAGAGAGAGAAUAAAUGAACGACUAAGAGUCUUACAAAAUCUUGUACCAAACGGAACAAAGGUUGAUAUCAGUACAAUGCUUGAAGAGGCAGUCAAUUAUGUGAAAUUUUUACAGACUCAAAUCAAGCUUUUGAGCUCUGAUGAUAUGUGGAUGUAUGCACCACUUGCUUACAAUGGACUUGACCUUGGACUCAAUCUCAACCUCAACAGCUCUCUACCACUAUGAGCUUCUAAGAAAUACCUUUUUUUUUCUUCAUUGUAAUAUGUAGCAAUUAAACGGGAAACAAUUCCUUAGUAAGGGGAAAAAACAUAAAAUGAAAUUGAGCAAUUAUAUAUAUAUAUAU
Molecule: messenger RNA, 1305 nt
Organism: Medicago truncatula (barrel medic)
Lineage: Eukaryota; Viridiplantae; Streptophyta; Magnoliopsida; Fabales; Fabaceae
Product: transcription factor RSL2
Exons: 5
Coding region: 87-1187 (366 amino acids)
Biological process (GO): regulation of transcription by RNA polymerase II
Cellular component (GO): nucleus
Molecular function (GO): RNA polymerase II cis-regulatory region sequence-specific DNA binding; DNA-binding transcription factor activity, RNA polymerase II-specific; protein dimerization activity
Source: RefSeq, a predicted model, not a curated record